CAAAAUCGAGAGAGACAGUGUUAGGUAGCGGAGAGAGCACAACAGCCGCAGCUCCGCUUGCCGCCGCAUUCUCGAGCGUUCGUUUCUAAUGUACGGAUGGGCGGGCGUACGUCCUGUUGCAGAUACUCGGCGCGCAUAUCCGUAGUGGUAAUUUCGCAUGAUUUGCCUUUGUGUUUGAAUCGCGAGUCAAAGAGAAAAGAAUAAUACAAUAAUAUAUACGCGACGACGCGAUUUCGCGUGCGCGAUAUCGCGCUGUGGUGCCCCGUUUUUUUUUUUCUGUUCGGCUUCGGUGUACGUGCGGCGGAACAGUGACAAAAUCGCAUAUAUAGAUCGCACAUCUAUACACGCGGUGAUUCUUUCUGAGAAGUGACUCGUACGUAUUCCCGCCAUCGUUUCUCCGCGCGUCGGACGAUCAUUUUGGAUCGGUUGGGCUCGUCGAAGAGAAGCGCAACGACGCACGAAUCGGCGAGUCGUGUAGUAAACGUUGGACGUCGUUUCUGCGGAUUGUGCUUCUCGCGGCUCAUGUGGCCGCGAGCCGAGACGACGGAGUGCGUGCGAGACGAAGGGAGGAGGCAGUUAAAGUUGUCGUCGUCGUUAUUUCGAGCGGUUAGUCUUCGUCGGACGAACAGUGUGGCAGAGGCGCGCGGUCGAAAUCGAUCUUCGCGUCGCAGCGCAGAGUGAAUUUCCGAGAACAGAGCGUGAAAGAACGCGUGCGGAGUGCGCAUAGUGCGCGUUGUGGCGGAGUAAUAUACGGGCGCGAGAGGUCGUGUUAACGAAAAGGAGCGAAAGAGUGUGUGUGUGAGAGAAAGAGAGAGAACAAGGUGUCUGGGCGACCGUUAAACAAGGAGGAAUUGCACACACACAUACACACACACACACGUAAAACUCACGACUAUAUUGUUGUAUAACAGAUAAGAGAACACAAGAGAGAGAGAGAGAGAGAUAGAUACGCACUGUACGUGUGCACGAAACAAAUAGUGGAUGUGAAGUGAUAAGACAACGGCGCGGAGCAACGCAGAGGACGACUACUACCGCCACCGGCAGGAAUUCCUCGUGGUUGACGCUACGUUUCCCGGUGGCGAGAUGAUGACCAAGCGGAUGCAAUGCUAUUUGUGCGAUCUGCCCAGAAUGCCGUGGGCGAUGGUGACGGAGUUCUCGGAACCCGUGUGCCGCGGCUGUGUCAACUACGAGGGCGCCGACCGCAUCGAUCAGGUAAUCGAGGGCGUCAAGCAGAUGAAGAAGGCGCACGCAUACCAAGAUCAACGGUCAUCCGCCUCGAAAACUUAUCGUACUGCGGCCGGUCACACUGAGCACAACGGCGGCACCAACCUCGACGUGUUGCCGAUACAGAACACCGGCCAGAGCCACUCGCGUCAUCACAGUAUCGGUGGUUAUUCCCAGCUCCAUCACCGUAACUCCAUCACGGACUUUACUUCUGGUGCGGUGGCGGCGACCGCCAGGCAGGUCGGUCGGCAACACGGCGAAGAAGGCCACGAGAUGGCGAACGGCAUGCGAAGCAACAAUGUGCGUCUGCCCAACGCCCAUCUGGCCGCAGUGGCGCAUCAUGUGAACCUUACUGCACCGCACAAUCGCGGUAUUACGCAGCUCAAACGCGGCAUCUCGGCGAUCGAUGAGGACGAGCACAACGAGAAACGACUCUCGCUUGAGGAACAGCAUCCGGUCAGGCCGCCGCUCACGCGCGGCGAUUCUCUGCCAGCCGUCAGCCUCGCGGUCAGCUACGUGCAGGACAGGAACAAGGAGAAGCAUCCAGUGAGAGCGCCCAGUUUCGAAACUGCGACCACCUUCAAGGCCAACGGAGCAUAUGUCGGACCGUCCAUACCAUUGGCACCGACCAACGUUGCGGCAAAUGGUGGAGGAUCACCUCUUCGUCCAAGAACGAGUCCUCCACCACCUCCACCGCCGACUCAGGAAAGCGCCAAUGACAAUUCACAGUCGAAUCAUCAUCAGGGUUCGGCAAAUGGUCCGUCACCGAUGGCCGCCCUGAUGUCAGUAGCUGAUAAUCUGACAUCACCGGAACCUGUGCCACAGCCGCCGAACAAUCCUAGCCCUACUAGCAGAAGUCCGCCGACUACGGCCACAAGUGCUCAGCAACGCAGUGCUUCUAGAGGUUCUCAACACAGUCCGAAUAGUUCAGGUUCGUCGGGCAGACGAUCUAGUAGCUCAAGGCAGGUGUCAUCAACGACUGUGACAACAUCGUCUGAAGGUGCGGUUGCACAAGGUGCGGCUGCUGGUGCUGAACCGGUCUCUGCGCCUACUCUAAAGUGUACGCUAUGCCAGGAACGUUUAGAAGACACGCAUUUCGUUCAGUGUCCCAGUGUACCGCAUCACAAAUUCUGUUUCCCGUGCAGCCGGGACAGUAUAAAGAGACAGGGAGCCGGAUCGGAGGUUUAUUGCCCGAGCGGUGAGAAGUGCCCGCUAGCGAAUAGUCAGGUCCCAUGGGCCUUUAUGCAGGGUGAAAUAGCCACUAUUCUGGGCGAAGACGCCAACGGUACCGGGCUCAAGGUCAAAAAGGAAAGAGAAACUUAAAAAUUCUCUUUCGUGAAAUUGAUUCAGGGCUCAAAUUUUCUGUCACCCCUACACUUAGAGGGGCAAUUAUAUGGUUGGAACCGUGAAGGGUUUCGCCACAAUCUUUUGACGAUAAAGACUCGUUGGCGAGAUGCGAGAGCCAACGAACGACCCGAGCCAAAGACGAUGUCUGGUGUGAUACGGAUUCUUACAAAAUUGUUGACGACAGGGGAUUGAAG
Molecule: messenger RNA, 2765 nt
Organism: Pseudomyrmex gracilis
Lineage: Eukaryota; Metazoa; Arthropoda; Insecta; Hymenoptera; Formicidae
Gene: Pits
Product: interferon regulatory factor 2-binding protein-like B
Exons: 5
Coding region: 1084-2547 (487 amino acids)
Biological process (GO): regulation of transcription by RNA polymerase II
Cellular component (GO): nucleus
Molecular function (GO): transcription corepressor activity
Source: RefSeq, a predicted model, not a curated record